AUGUCUUCUCCAAAGAUUUUCUCUCUCUACACCCUCAUAUCUCUCUUGGGCUUUGCCCUAGGAGAAGACUUGCAAUCUUGCCUUCUAUCCAAUGGCGUCCUCAACUUCACCUCUCGAUCGCAAUCGUCCGAUGCCGCUUACAACCACUUUCUCUCUUUCUCCAUCCAAAACCUUAGGUUCACAAAACCUACCAUGGAAAAGCCAGUAAUGGUGAUUUUACCAGAGACCCAUGCUCAACUCUCUUCAACAAUUCUAUGCUCGAAGGAAACAUCUCAUGAGAUUCGAAUAAGGUGCGGUGGUCAUAGCUACGAGGGUUUAUCAUCAACAGGUGAUAGAUCCUUUAUCAUAAUAGACCUCAUGAACCUAAACAAUAUCCAUGUCGACUUAGAAACACAAACUGCUUGGGUCGAAGCGGGUGCAACACUUGGCGAGACCUACUACUCGAUCGCUCGAGCCACGAGUGAUUUCGGGUUCUCGGCAGGGUCAUGCCCAACUGUAGGGAGUGGGGGACACAUUAGUGGUGGUGGGUUUGGGUUUCUCUCUAGGAAAUAUGGCUUAGCAGCUGAUAAUGUGUUAGAUACUCUUGUUAUAAACUCUGGAGGUGAGGUUAUGGAGAGAGAGGCCAUGGGAGAAGACAUGUUUUGGGCUUUACGUGGGGGUGGAGGUGGAAAUUGGGGACUGGUUUAUGCAUGGAAAAUAAGGUUGCUCGAGGUGCCAAAAGUUGUGACUGUUUUCACAGUUUCAAGAGAGAAAAGCAGGGAGAGUGUGUUGGAGUUGGUGCACAAAUGGCAAUAUGUAGGCCCCAAGUUGGAGGACGACUUUUAUUUAUCAGUUUUUGUAGGGGCAGGGUUACCCCAAGCAAGAAAGGAAGGGAUUAGUGCCACUUUUAAGGGCAUGUACCUAGGGAAUGUGACCUAUGCCCUAUAUCUGAUAAAUGGGGUUUUCCCUGAGCUAGAGAUAGAGUACGACGAGUGCCUUGAAAUGAGUUGGAUUGAGUCAAUAGUCUUUUUUUCGGGUCUUAAAGAGGGGAGCACAUUUGAAAAUUUAAAAGACAGGUUUUUGCAUGAUAAAAACUAUUUCAAGGCAAAAUCCGACUAUGUGAGAACCCCCAUACCUAAAAUUGGUUUAGAAAAGGUUUUGAGAAUACUAGAGGAAGAGCCAAAGGGCUAUGUCAUUUUAGACCCUUAUGGAGGAAAAAUGGCCAGGAUUCCAUGGGAUUCAAUCCCAUUCCCUCAUAGGGCAAACACCCUUUAUGCAAUUCAGUAUUUGGUAGCUUGGAAUAAGGAGGAUAACUCAAAGGCUGAUGGGUAUAUACAUUGGUUGAGAGGGUUUUAUCAAUACAUGACUCCAUUUGUGUCUCAAGCACCAAGGGCUGCUUAUGUGAACUAUGUGGACCUUGAUCUAGGGACCAUGGAUAUGAACUCAACAGAUGGGUUGGUACAAGAAGCAAGAGCUUGGGGUGAGAAAUACUUCCUUGGUAACUAUGAUAGAUUGGUGAGAGUGAAACAACAGUGUGAUCCGGAUAAUGUGUUUAGCAACCCUCAGGGCAUUCCUCCAAUUGGGGCUUUAGCUGCCAUGUGA
Molecule: messenger RNA, 1581 nt
Organism: Amborella trichopoda
Lineage: Eukaryota; Viridiplantae; Streptophyta; Magnoliopsida; Amborellales; Amborellaceae
Product: berberine bridge enzyme-like D-2
Molecular function (GO): FAD binding; oxidoreductase activity
Source: RefSeq, a predicted model, not a curated record